Molecule: messenger RNA, 1584 nt
Organism: Glossina fuscipes
Lineage: Eukaryota; Metazoa; Arthropoda; Insecta; Diptera; Glossinidae
Product: acyl-CoA Delta(11) desaturase
Exons: 5
Coding region: 195-1484 (429 amino acids)
Biological process (GO): unsaturated fatty acid biosynthetic process
Cellular component (GO): endoplasmic reticulum membrane
Molecular function (GO): stearoyl-CoA 9-desaturase activity; iron ion binding
Source: RefSeq, a predicted model, not a curated record
AAACUCCAAACUGUAACGGCGAUCAAAAGACUUGCGCGCAACGGAUCAAGUACGGAUAAAAUGAAAAAUCAUCAAAAUUCUCAAAGAUAUUGAAUAUUAAAAUAAAAAAUCAAAUUAUCUAAAGAAGAAAUACAAGAAGCUACACAAGAAGCAUUGAAUACAAAGAAGAAAAAAAAAAGAAGAAAGAUUUCGUCAUGGGUCAUUUAUCAACUUCUGAGCGUGUCAUUACGACAAGUGUUGAGCAAACUGAAAGCUCAUUAAAGAAUCGUCUUAACAACGUCGCCGCUACUGGCAACGAAUUAAAUGAGUUUCCCAAAAAGAAUGGACAAAAAUUAAUGACUUCUAGUAAUAAUGUCAAUUCUAAUGUCAAUUAUAAAACCAAAUAUCAUACCAAUCUUGAGGAAUACACGCGCAAUUUUAAAGGCGACUCUGUUCUUGGCAUACAAUUUAAGGCCCCUUUAAAGUGGGAUAAAAUAAUUAUGAUAUUCAGCUUUUAUCUUUUAUCCAUUUUCUAUUUGAUAACUUAUCCUUUGAAUAAACUACGUUUACCGACCAUUUUAUGGGCUUUUUUCGUAGGCAUUCUUGGUGGUUUCGGUGUAACGGGUGGCGCUCAUCGUCUUUGGACACAUCGUUCUUUUAAGGCUAACUUACCGUUACGGAUAAUUCUAAUGCUAUGUUUCUCUGCAGCUGGACAGAACAGUUUAUACGAUUGGGUUCGCGAUCAUCGCGUUCAUCACAAGUACUCGGAAACGGAUGCCGAUCCGCAUAAUUCAAAUCGCGGCUUCUUCUUCUCACACGUCGGUUGGCUAAUGAUGUACAAACAUCCGGAAGUUUUGAGGAGAGGUCGUCAAAUCGAUAUGAAAGAUGUCUCAGAUGACCCAGUGGUACUUUUUCAUGAAAAGUAUUUCAUACCCUUAAAAAUUUUAUGCUGUUUUCUUUUACCUACUAUUGUGCCUAUUUAUGGAUGGGGUGAGGAAGUAAAAUAUGCUCUUAUCAGCCAAUGCGUAUUUCGUUAUAUAUGCUCAUUAAAUUUCACUUGGUCGGUGAACAGUGCUGCACAUAUGUGGGGUAAUCGACCGUAUGAUAAACGUAUUAAUCCUACCGAAAAUGUAUACGUUUCGGUAAUUGCUUUAGGCGAAGGUUGGCAUAACUAUCAUCACGUAUUCCCAUGGGAUUACAAAGCUGCCGAAUUGGGAAAAUACUCCUUUAAUUAUACAACAAUGUUUUUAGAUGCUUUUAGCAAAAUCGGCUGGUGUUGGGAUAUGAAACAACCCAGUAAAGAAUUAAUACAACGUACUUAUGAAAAAUAUGGCGAUGGAUCACACGCUUCAAGUCACAGCGUAACAUCAAUUGAUGCCAAUUCUCAUAUACCGGAAGUGCCUGAUCCCGAAUUGGAAGUGAACUCUAACAUAGAAUUAACCAAAUUGGAUGAAAAUGAAAAUGUAUCGAAAAAAAUUUGUACACUAAGAGACUACAAAUUGUAAACAAUUUAUUUUACUAAUAAUGCGCAGGUGGUACUUGAUUUUAAUAUAAUUAUGUAUAAGCUAAAAGCACAUUGCAGCUCUACAUGAUAUGAGCGUAAAU